Pongo pygmaeus (Bornean orangutan) is the source of this 7084-nucleotide messenger RNA. It is a transcript of the gene EPB41, whose product is annotated as erythrocyte membrane protein band 4.1. Gene Ontology annotation, cellular component: plasma membrane; cytoskeleton. Lineage: Eukaryota; Metazoa; Chordata; Mammalia; Primates; Hominidae. The transcript has 22 exons. Gene Ontology annotation, biological process: cortical actin cytoskeleton organization; actomyosin structure organization. The record is from RefSeq and is a predicted model, not a curated record. Bases 752 to 3826 code for a protein of 1024 amino acids. Gene Ontology annotation, molecular function: structural molecule activity; actin binding.
CAAAGUGCUGGGAUUACAGGUGUCGGGUUCUUUUAUUCUGAGACAGGGUCUCACUCUGUCGCCCAGGUUAGAGUACAAUGGGGUGAACACGGCUCACUGCAGCCUUGACCUCCUGGGCUCAAGGGAGCCUCCUACCUAAGCCUCCUGACUAGCUGGGACUCCACCACACCCACCUAAUUUUCGUAUUUUUUGUAGAUAUGGGGUUUCCCCAUGUUGCCUAGGCUGGUCUUGAACUCCUGAGCUCAAGCAAACCUCGCACCUCAGCCUCCCAAAGUGCUGGGAUUAUAGGUGUGAGGCACCGUGCCCGGCUGGCCCAGGUUCUUAAAGUCUCCUUGACACAAUCAUCACAGUUGUAAUUCGGUAGUUAUUUACAUGAUUGUCUCCUCACUGCAUUGUAGGCUCCAUAAGUACAGGGGCCAUGUCUGUCUUCUUCAGGCCGUAUCCCCAACCCCUGGCACACAGCAGGUGCUCAGUUAAUGUUUGUUCACAGGGACACUGCUGCCUCCAGUGGGCUGGGCCCUGGAGGCCUGAUGAGCUGAGGGUGGAUUAUCAGAUUAUUGCUGACUAGGGCGUCUGCCCCAGCAAGACCCCAGAGGUAGAGGGAGAGCAGGGUUCCCUCCUCGCUCAGGCCCUGGCUGAAGAAGGGGCCCCAAAGGGCUUUUUCUUUGGCUGUGCUGUGUGUCUCACUGCUGUCCUUUGCUUCCAUGUGCCACUGCGGCGAUGGCUCCACGGCCUCCCCUGGACUGGCUGCAUGACCCCGAUGGCUGCUUCUGGCAACAUCAUGACAACAGAGAAGAGUUUAGUGACUGAGGCCGAAAAUUCACAGCACCAACAGAAGGAAGAGGGUGAGGAAGCCAUAAACUCAGGCCAACAAGAACCUCAGCAGGAGGAAUCUUGUCAAACAGCAGCCGAAGGAGAUAAUCAGUGUGAACAGAAGGUGAAAGCUUCUAAUGGAGACACUCCUACACAUGAAGACUUGACCAAGAACAAGGAGCGGACAUCAGAAAGCAGAGGCCUUUCACGACUAUUCUCCUCGUUUCUCAAAAGGCCCAAGUAUCAGGUGUCCGAGGAAGAAGGCAAAGAAAUAGAGUCAGAUAAAGAAAAAGGUGAAGGAGGUCAGAAAGAGAUAGAAUUUGGAACCAGUCUUGAUGAAGAGAUCAUUUUAAAGGCCCCGAUUGCAGCUCCUGAACCUGAACUCAAAACAGACCCAUCUUUGGAUCUUCAUUCAUUAAGCAGUGCAGAAACACAGCCUGCUCAGGAAGAACUCAGAGAAGAUCCAGAUUUUGAAAUUAAGGAAGGAGAAGGACUUGAAGAGUGCUCCAAAAUAGAAGUAAAAGAAGAAAGCCCUGAAUCAAAAGCAGAAAGAGAAUUAAAAGCUUCCCAAAAACCAAUCAGAAAACACAGGAACAUGCACUGCAAGGUUUCUUUGUUGGAUGACACAGUUUAUGAAUGUGUUGUAGAGAAACAUGCUAAGGGACAAGAUUUGCUUAAGCGAGUAUGUGAGCAUCUCAAUCUUUUGGAAGAAGACUAUUUUGGUCUAGCCAUUUGGGAUAACGCAACCUCUAAGACAUGGCUGGAUUCCGCCAAAGAAAUAAAAAAGCAGGUUCGUGGUGUCCCUUGGAAUUUUACAUUUAAUGUAAAGUUUUAUCCACCUGACCCAGCACAGUUAACAGAAGACAUAACAAGAUAUUAUUUAUGUCUUCAGCUUCGGCAGGACAUAGUUGCAGGACGUCUGCCCUGUUCCUUUGCAACCUUAGCAUUAUUAGGUUCUUACACCAUCCAGUCUGAACUGGGAGACUACGACCCAGAACUCCAUGGCGUGGAUUAUGUUAGUGAUUUUAAACUGGCCCCGAAUCAGACCAAGGAACUUGAAGAGAAGGUCAUGGAACUGCAUAAGUCAUACAGGUCCAUGACUCCAGCUCAGGCUGACUUGGAGUUUCUUGAGAAUGCCAAAAAGUUGUCUAUGUAUGGAGUUGAUCUUCAUAAAGCAAAGGACUUGGAAGGAGUAGAUAUCAUCCUAGGUGUCUGCUCUAGUGGCCUUCUGGUUUACAAAGAUAAGCUGAGAAUUAACCGCUUCCCUUGGCCCAAAGUGCUGAAGAUUUCUUAUAAACGUAGUAGCUUUUUCAUCAAGAUUCGGCCUGGAGAGCAAGAGCAGUAUGAAAGUACCAUCGGAUUCAAACUUCCCAGUUACCGAGCAGCUAAGAAAUUAUGGAAAGUCUGUGUAGAACAUCACACGUUUUUCAGAUUGACAUCUACAGACACCAUUCCCAAAAGCAAAUUUCUUGCGCUAGGAUCCAAAUUUCGAUACAGUGGCCGGACUCAAGCUCAGACCAGGCAAGCUAGUGCUCUAAUUGAUAGGCCUGCCCCACGCUUUGAGCGUACAGCAAGUAAACGGGCGUCCCGGAGCCUCGAUGGAGCAGCAGCUGUCGAUUCGGCAGACCGAAGUCCUCGGCCCACUUCUGCACCCGCCAUUGCUCAGGGUCAGGUUGCAGAAGGUGGCGUCCUAGAUGCCUCUGCUAAGAAAACAGUGGUCCCUAAAGCACAGAAGGAAACAGUGAAGGCUGAAGUGAAAAAGGAAGACGAGCCACCUGAGCAAGCUGAGCCAGAGCCCACAGAAGCAUGGAAGGUGGAAAAAACCCACAUCGAGGUGACAGUACCCACCUCAAAUGGUGACCAAACACAGAAGCUUGCAGAAAAAACUGAAGAUCUGAUAAGAAUGAGGAAGAAAAAGAGAGAAAGACUAGAUGGUGAAAACAUUUAUAUCAGACAUAGCAAUUUAAUGUUGGAGGAUUUAGACAAGAGUCAAGAGGAGAUCAAAAAACAUCAUGCCAGCAUCAGUGAGCUGAAAAAGAACUUCAUGGAGUCUGUACCAGAACCACGGCCUAGUGAAUGGGAUAAACGCUUAUCCACUCAUUCCCCCUUCCGAACUCUUAACAUCAAUGGGCAAAUCCCCACAGGAGAAGGAAGUAUAAAUGGCAUUCGCACAGAGGAGGUGGCUGUCGUGACAAAGGGGCCAUCUACUAACCCUGACUCUGAAUGGGAGGGUCCCAAGCAUUCAGUAGUUCCUAGCAAAAGCCAGAUGACCACCCCGUCGGAGUCUCUGCAAAGCUUUGCCUUUGGCUCCCUCUCCAUAAGCAGCAAGGAGACAGAAGAGAAGGAGGAGGGGGCAGCUGGCUAUCUUGAUAUUAAGGAGAUGCCAAGAGGCCCAACUGGGGAAUGUAUAGGAGUGGAGGAACAGGCCAGUGCCUUAAAGUUCUCAGUAACACCAGCUUCCUGUCAGCUGCAACCUGGUGUAAAAAAGGCAGAGAGUAGUGAAGAACAUGUUACACCAGGAGAGCCACUUGGAAAACAAAAUGGAUCAUUUCUUGACUUUCAUGUGGGUAACCAGUUCCCCACCCUCAUUCGAAGUUUCCAGCCUCCCCUGGUGAAGACACAAACUGUCACCAUCUCAGAUAAUGCCAAUGCUGUGAAAAGUGAAAUCCCAACCAAAGACGUCCCUAUUGUCCACACUGAGACCAAGACCAUCACUUAUGAGGCUGCCCAGACUGACGACAACAAUGGAGACUUGGACCCAGGAGUCUUGCUGACAGCUCAGACUAUCACAUCUGAGACCCCAAGCAGCACCACCACAACUCAAAUUACCAAGACUGUAAAAGGUGGGAUUUCAGAGACGCGUAUUGAAAAGAGAAUUGUGAUCACAGGAGAUGCUGAUAUUGACCAUGAUCAGGUCCUUGUACAAGCCAUCAAGGAGGCAAAGGAGCAGCAUCCAGACAUGUCAGUGACCAAGGUGGUCGUCCACCAGAAGACCGAGAUUACUGAUGAGUGAGCUCAGGAACUAACCUACCCCAACUCUGCCCUUCUCCCAUCCAAGAGAAACCAGCAAAAUGAUAAAGAAGCUAACCUGCCAUAGUCAGACUUCAGACUUUGAAGAUUAUUCUAAAUCACCAGAAAAUUAAUUUCAUUGUCUAUUGGGAGUUUAUACCAAGAGAUUCUUCUAGAUCUCAUUGAUCCUUUUGAAGAGCUUUUUCUAUGUUAGGAUAUCAGAAUUGUUCAACUUUUCACUCUAUAGACUGUUUUAAGAGUUUUGGGGUUUUUUUAAUUGGGUGGUUUGUAACCCCUUCAGCCUAGCCUCUCUGCCCAUUUAUUUCCAACCCCAACAGACACUGACAGGGUCCACGGAAUUCUUCGGGAAAUCCUCCAAGGACUCUUGUCAGCUGUGUUGGAGGCCAAAGCCAGCUUAGUGGGACUUCCGCGUCUCUCCCCAGUCUUAUCCCCUUUGGAUGACGGCAGAAACUUCAUGAACCAGCCCUUUCUUAGAGCCAGUGAUGUGAGUGUAUCAGAAUGCCGGGGAGGGCACCAGCCCUGAUCCACAGACCUCGGAACGAUGCCCCUGUUCCUUUGUUGCGGGUGGUUUUGGUAAGGCAGAGCCCUCUGCUGAGAAUGUAGUAUUGUUUUUCCCUUCUCCCUCCUGCUCGCUCUUUUUGGAGCUUCUUUGGGUCAAAGACAUAGAAGUUGCUUCAGAUAUCUGAUACUGUGAAUGUUUGAACAUAUCCGUGGCCUUCACCUCUCCAGCUACCCUUUUACCUCAUCAGAAGCAGUGGCUCAGCUAAGUGCUCCCCCUAGCUCCCAUCUCAGGAGACCAAAUCUCACAGAAAAAUAGGCACUUUGGGCCAAAAGCUCUAAUGGAACAUUUUUAGUGGUGAUUUGGGGAAGGAAAAUUAAUGAGGUUUUUAAACUAAGGUUUUCUAGUUUUGAGAGUGUGCACUUCACACAGGGGAAUGGGGUUACUUCUGUCAGAUCCUGGGCCUUUCUUUCAUCCCAAAUGACAAGGAAUGUGGCUCAGAGAAGAGUUUUUCUUUUUUGACCUUUCUUCUCUCAACAGGAACCUGCCUGAGGACACCCUUCUAGAGCAAGGAAUUGGCUUUUAGGAGCCGUUCUCCCCACAAGACACCACAUGACAAGGGGUAUAAGCCCCAGCCCUGCUCAUUCCCACUCGCCAGCUGAGGUCUGUCAGGUUUUGAAGGCUUGAUUUUGUGGUGGGUUUGGGGCUUAGUUUUCCUUUUUUUCGUUAUGAUUUUUGAAAAUGAAGAUGAUGCCCUAAUUCCUGGUAAGGAUUUGGGGCAUAGUUUUUUGUUUUUUUGAGACGGAGUUUCACUCUUGUUGCCCAAGCUGGAGUGCAGUGGCACGAUCUCGGCUCACUGCAACCUCCGCCUCCCAGGUUCAAGCAGUUCUCUUGCCUCAGCCUCCCAAGUAACUGGGAUGACAGGCGCACACCACCACGACUGGCAAAUUUUUUGUAUUUUUAGUAGAAACAGGAUUUCACCUUGUUAGCCAGGCUGGUCUCGAACUCCUUACCUCAGGUAAUCCCCCCACCUUGGCCUUCCAAAGUGCUGGGAUUACAGGUGUCAGCCACCACACCCGGCCGAUUUGGGGCAUUUUUAUUUAACAGAACUUCUCUAACCUUCCUUCCAACUGCUUCCCACAAACACAUUGGCCUGAAGGCUCCUUAGAAUCCCAGUUCCAGGCUAGAAGUGAACUUCCUAAAAUAGACAGUGGGUAUCGGGCAGCAGUCACUGGGGCUCAAGGGCAGUGAGCAAGAGAAAUGUCUAAAGCUGCUUCUCCCAACACCGUCCAAAGUCUCCACUGCCUGAGUUUUGUUUCAGCUGGUUUGAACUCAUUUCGGGUGUAUGCAUUUUUCUUUUGGUACCCAUGUGAGACAUGAACAAGAGGGAGGGAAAGAGCCCAGGUGGGACAUGGGACAGGCUUAGGGGAAAGAGCUUGUCCUAUCUCAGGAACAAACUUACAGGCUGUGGGCAGAGGGUCUGAAAGGUGGGGCUUUGGGGUAGUACCCAAGCCUGGCCAUGUUGCCAGGAGUGGUGACAAGUGAGAAAUGCAGCUUACAUCAAACGAACAUGUAGUGCAUGCCCACUGCCUGAUGGCCAGAUGGCCUGUAGAAAGAGCUACCAGGGCUCCCAGACCUGUGGAACGAAGAGGAUGGGGAAAAGGCAGAGGGUACUGAGUGUCCCUUUAAAAACUAACACACUGAAUAUUCCGUGUGAUCUAGAACAGCGUGGCAGCUUUCACAGCACAGGACCGUUCAUCAGGGGCCUAAACGUUUCCUUCAGCUCUGUCACCAACUCACUUCUCUUGGCUUCAUUGUCUGUAAAUUGGAUGAGAAGAGCUCUAAUGCCUUUCAGGCUCUUAGAAGCCAUAGAUUUGGACAAGCCCAGCAAGAUGGGUGUCCUUCCAGGCCUCUUCCCCUUUCCUCCAUCUCUGGCAACAGUUCUUGGGGUUUGGCAAUUGUUUGGAUUUUUUUCUUUCUGCAGUUGUGUGUGUGUGUGUGUGUUUGUGUGAAGAAAAACAGACUGUCCAGGUAGAAAUGGUGAAGAGGGGGAAGAUAAUUACAUUUCCAGGGUCAGAAACUUGGCAACAGUUUUCCUAGAGUGACUCAGACACACCACAGUAACAACUCUCGCUGCAAUUUUAUUUUAAUUUGAGAAAUAAAGAUUUCCUCCAAGCCACAUGAGGACUCUGGCACCCACCCACAAAGCAAGACCUGUAUUUAUAAGCCGAGGGCUCAGGGAGCCUAACUGCGGGACCUGUCAGGGCACCGUGACCCAUCCCCCUCUCUCCUCCACCCCCACCCCGGCCAGGCCCGUCAGUGUGUGUUGGGGGAUGCUUGGCAGCUGGGGGUGAGGAGACAACAAAUCUCGGGAAAUGGAGCCAGAGCUGUGGCCUAACUGACGCCCUUUGAUGCUCACGGGAAAUUUCUGCCCAGGAUCUCAGCCCCAGGCUGGUUGUUUCUACAAAUCUCUCUCAAAUGUAUUAUUUUGGUGACAAAAAUGAAGGAGCUUUGUAAAUUUUUUUAAAAUUAUGAAUCAUAUCAAGUAGUUGUUUACAUUUCUUGAAAAAAUAGGAACUCGGGCAGCAGAAUCAGAUUGGCAGAAUCCUUAGACUACACAGGCAAUAAUCAAGUCUGCUGUUUUGGCCUUUCGUAGUAGGAGAAGUGGUUGUAGUGUUUAGAUAUAUGUUUGGUCUUGCUUCUUGUAUUGCAUUUUUUUCAAUAAACAACAAAAAGAACCGA